AUGGCUACCUUGAAGACUCCAGAGAACUGCACCGCAGACUUCUCUCUCAUUCCAAUCGGCUCUCAAAGCGCAUCCUUCUCGAAGCAGGUCGCGGAUAUCCAGCGUCUGAUGCAGAACUCUGGUCUCAAGUUUCAGAUGCACGCCACUGGAACUAUUGUUGAGGGAUCGAUUCAGACGGAUAUUCGCAUCACGACUAGGACCGACAAGGUGCAGCCUAUGGAGGCCAAUAUAGCCUCUGUGCAGAGGGCUCUCGCGACUUGA
Aspergillus tubingensis is the source of this 261-nucleotide messenger RNA. RefSeq names its product thiamine-binding protein. The record is from RefSeq and is a predicted model, not a curated record. The coding region runs from base 1 to 261 and encodes 86 amino acids. The transcript has 5 exons. NCBI's taxonomy places the organism in Eukaryota, Fungi, Ascomycota, Eurotiomycetes, Eurotiales, Aspergillaceae. Gene Ontology annotation, cellular component: cytosol.